Messenger RNA from Trypanosoma cruzi, 2334 nucleotides. RefSeq lists its product as uncharacterized. The coding region runs from base 1 to 2334 and encodes 777 amino acids. The record is from RefSeq and is a predicted model, not a curated record. The transcript has a single exon. NCBI's taxonomy places the organism in Eukaryota, Euglenozoa, Kinetoplastea, Trypanosomatida, Trypanosomatidae.
AUGCCUGCCAUUUAUUUGCAGACCAGCGAUGGGACGAGGAUUGCGGUGCCGGAGGAGGCCGGGGAGCUCUCCGUGGUUGUGCGCCUUGCAUUAGAAAUCUGGGCGGAAAACCACUGCCCGCAGGCCGCAUUGACAGAAGAUGAUUUUGAUAAUAUGUGCACGAACAGCGGAAGCGAUUCCGAGCGCACCCCCGACCACAUCAUGGAUGAUGAUGAGGAUGAGGAUGAGGAGGAGGAGGAGUAUGAUUACCCAUCAACCCGCAAUUGUAGUCAUGGUGCGUCGGGGAACCUCGACAAUGUCACGGCCGAAUACAAGGAAAGCCGCGAGUACGAUGGCGGGAGGCUCCGGGAGCCUUUCAUUGAGGCUUCGUGCGAUUUAGACCGUACAGUGAGCGUUUUGGAAGACGAUGAUGUAAACGGUAACGAUGACCGCAGCAGUAGCCGUACACCAUCAACGUGUCCCUCGAUAGACUCUGCACAAUCGCCACCCUUGCGGGGGCAACGAAAAACCCCACGGCGCCGUGGCGGCUCAAAAUUGAAUAGUUGUGAUGGGAACAAUGCCAUUGGCAGCCUGUGGUUUAGUGAAAAUGGCAAGGAAAUGCGGGAAUUUAUAUUGGCAGCGCCUGCAAUUGCCGCUGAUCGUGAUGACAGAGAAGAUAGUGCAACGCCAAGCACACUCGAGGAUGAAGAAGUGGAAAAGACACCCAACAAAGUUAUCAAUGAGCAGCAACGUUGUGUUAGUCUGGAUGCCCCACCGAUACCGGACUCAAACCCGCCCUCCGCACAUGCUCACCCCAUUUCACCCAACACAUCGGCGGCGGCGGCACCACCACCACCAUCAUCACCACCGGAAGAAAAGGCAGCAACUUUGGGUAGCGCAUGUGGGACUGACAGAGACAGUAGAGCUGGUUGCCUCGAACCCGCAUCGCGGAAUAACGACAAGAGGGUAGUUGUCAAUCGACGUGAUUCUAGCACCGUUUAUAUUGAACCCCCUCCUGCGGCUGGGGAGGAGGAACACGACGGUAUAGGGGAGAGGACUGCCUCCACAGAUUUCAUUUCCCCUAUCCCUACCCUUUUCUCACCACGCAGCCUUACAAACGAGGAGUUUUUAUCUCCCUCCGGAUAUCACCACCGUACUCCUUGCAUGAUUGGCGACGAAGAAGAAAAAUUGCUUCUCCCAGAUGGUCCCUUUUCAAGGUUAAUAGAAGAGAUGACGAUGUCGAAUAAGAGUAAGGAUUCGGUUUCUCCGGGGAGUGGUGGUAGUAACAAGAACAAUAACAACAGUAUUGGUACUCCUGGUAGCGUGGAGCCAUCGCCGCGGAAUUCACCGCCUACUCAUAGAUUAACAGAAAAUAGUACAAACAACACCCGCCCGCGGUCUAUUGUUCAAAACAGCAGUGUAGCUUCCUCCAAUCAUACUGCGGCCGCUGGAACGGGUGGUGGUCCAUCGACUGAAGGAUUUUCAGCGGGUCAUUUACAAUGUUUUAUAAUCUCGGAGGAGGAGAUUGUUAUUGAGGUACAUAAAUCUUUGCUUUUAGCCACCACUACCACGACCCAAAUCAACGAAAAGGAAAUACAGGAUUCUAGCGUGAAGUUAACAACGGCCUCGCAGAAUCAUAUGGCCCGCCGUCAAUCUAGAUCUGCAUGUUCAGCGACUACAACACCCGUUAGCACGAUGGAACAACCAACUAGCGCACGGAGUCAAGCGGAACCAGUGAAAUUGGUGCCAGCGCCAGCUGCAGUUUCUCCGGAUAGCCUCGGGAACAACAGUGCCGAUGUUUCUUCUCCCAUUCUCUCCGAGGCAUUGGGGUUCUGUGUGGCGUAUCUGCGUUACUUUGCUAGUGACGCGGAGCCGAUGGAACGACUGCGUCCGACGCUCAUCCCUGAGCCACUCAGUGCCCCGCUUCUCCGAUUUUUGAGUCCAUGGGAACGCGGCUUUUUGUACCGUGAAAUUCUUGGCCAGACGGAGGAGGAGCUGGCCACGGCGUUGGAAAUUCUGCACAUUGCCCCCACGAUCAGUUACAUUUACGCGGCGCCACUUUUAAGUCAACCAGCCAUUCGUGCCGCGUUGACGGUGAAAGUGCCUGCCUCGGAUCGCGUUAACCUGCUUGCUGGCGUCAUCCGUGCUGCGGGGAUGCUAAAGAUAUCUUCACUAGAGAACAUGUGCCUUGCGUGGUGUGCGGAUUUUAUAAUACGCGCGAGCUACGCGUCGAUGGAUUGCUUUGGGGCUGCCGCGUUAGUGCGUGAGUGCUUCAGCGUGCGGAAUGACUGGACAAGGAAGGAAGUGGAUUGCCUGAAAUUAGAGAACGAGUGGCCGGGCAACGAGGAGGAGUAG